This is a messenger RNA of Symbiodinium sp. CCMP2456, 2283 nucleotides long. Lineage: Eukaryota; Dinophyceae; Suessiales; Symbiodiniaceae. The record is from the annotation of a GenBank genome assembly.
AUGAAGUCUCCAACUUCGGGGAGGUACAUAGAAGAGCUGAAAACACUUCAAGACGAGGCAUCCGGACGUGGCGUUCCUCCUUUCAGCGGAGCUCGUGCGCUCAAGAUCAUCGAGUCUGAGCUCGGCAAGCCGGCCAGCGAGCUCUUCGAGGAGUUCGAUGACAAGCCCAUGGCGGCUGCGUCCCUCGGACAGGCUCUACAGCUCAGCAUGGAGUUAAAGCACAGGAUGAUGACCCGGGCAAGCCUAGGUGGAGUCAGACGGAACGAUGCUCGUGGCCUGCUGCAUCAAUUGUUGACCGUUUACACGCUCGCUGCACUUCCGAUUCCUAGAUGCCGCCAUGCCGUGAUGGGUGAAGCUGGCCGCAAGAGAAAAUGGGGCGGCAAAGGUGCCAAGGGCAAAGCCGGCAAAGGAAAGGGCAAGGGCAAGGGCAAGGGCAAGCGGGGCGCCUUGCAAGAGACCGCGUGGACCAAUGCCUACACGGUCUCUGCUCAUCACGAGCCACACGCCGAGCCAAUGCAGCAAGGCAACGCGAGAAGCGAUCCGGAGGCAGCUUCAGAGUCACUUCGACAAGUGCCUGAAGCCAAAGAGGAUACCCCAGCUGCCAGAUCCGCAGGCGAGUCCCUCGAAGCAGAACUUCAGGCCUUGAGGGGAGACGGCUCUGCGAAGCCUCAGAAGAGACCUCUCCACUUCUACUGCGAGGUCAGUCGUGGUGUCGCGCUCUUGUCCUACCCUGGAGAAGAGGAGGAUUUGAAUGCUCCUUCUCCGUCAGAGCUGGUGCAGCGUGUUUUCGCGCAGCAGCGCGAUGGUGGGCAAGAUGCGCAGGCAGCGCGAUUCGUGUGUCGCAUGGCUCCACUGGACUAUGUAUGCGCACCUCAUUUGAAGAACUUCCAGGCAGCUGCGGCUGCGGUGCUGCCCGGAGCCUUUGCCAAGGCCAGGGAUGGUGCGGGUUGGUACUUUGCUUUCCACAGCCGUGCGAUGGGCACCAUCAAACGCGAUGAAGCGAUGAGUGUGUUAAAGCAAGUCUUGGGCCCCUUGCCGGUGGAGCUCUCCGUGUCCGAUGCAGAGUACAUGGUUGUGAUCGAGGUCAACCCAGUCCUUUGCGGUUUCUCAGUUCUACAAGGUUAUGAAGAUCUCCUCCAUGAGUGCAAUCUGCAGAAAGCUUGCGAAGUCUACGAGAACAAGGCCUGUGACUGCGACUUCGAGAGUGAGGAUGAGCCGGAGGACGAAGACGAAGACGACGAGGAUGACGAAGAGGACGAGAAGGAUGGUACUGGUACCGAAGACAAAGCCGAGGCCCAGGUGCACAGAGCCAGGACGAAGGAUGGCAAAGAGCUUGCCAUCAAGAUCCAGCGAGACAAGUUGAAGGAGAUGUACGAUCUUGAUUUAGCGCAGUUUGACAAGAUUGCUGUCAUGCUGGACAAGUACAAGAUCGGAGUGGAAGGCGCUUCACAGGUGUGGGUCGACAUGUUCGAGGAGGCCAAGGUCAUUCUUUAUCGAGAGAUCGACUACCUGGCAGAGGCGGAAAACACGAGACGGUGGACUGAAAAUUUCGAGAAGGUCAAAUGGGUCACGAGCCCCGAAGUUGUAGACGAGUUCACCACCUCGAAAGUUCUGGCGCUCACAUUCAUCGCCGGUACAAAGAUCUCGGACCUGAAGAAGCUCGAGAGUCAGGGCUUCGACAGGACGCUGCUGGCCAAGAAUCUGGCGCAGGCAUACCUCCUCCAGUUCUGCAAGUUCGGUUUCUUCAACACGGACCCCCAUCCCGGCAACUUGGCCGUGGAUGACAAAUACCCGGGAGGUCGCCUGAUCUUCUAUGAUUUUGGCCAGGCUUGCGAGCUCACUGACAGUCAAGCAGAUGGCAUCCUACAGGUGAUCCAGUCCAUUGUGGACUUUGAGGCCAAAGACUGCGUGAAGGCCAUGGACAGCUUGGGCUGCUUGAAAGAAGGGACCGACUUCAAGGCCGUUGAAGGUGUCGUCCAGAAGAACUUUGAGACGGGCAAGGUGAAGAGCAAGCGAAGCAAGCGAAAGCGUGAGCUUACAGAGGAGGAGCAGCAGAAGAAAGCGCCAAAGCAGUCGGAGGUGAUGAAGUACUUCCAGCUGCCUCCUGCGCUGGCAUUUGUGUCCCGAGCCAUCACUCAGAUGCAGGGCGUCGGUGUGAUGCUGGACGAGGAUUACGAGUUUAUCGACUUCGUGGCCGACAAGGUGCCAGAGCUGCAGGUCGAGCGGGGCGCUGGCAUUAGUUACAUUGCCGGGCAGCUCUUCAAGAACUGGGUGAGAGCAUGA